Messenger RNA from Schistocerca gregaria, 1236 nucleotides. Its product is annotated as plasma membrane calcium-transporting ATPase 4-like. The coding region runs from base 1 to 1236 and encodes 411 amino acids. Gene Ontology annotation, molecular function: P-type calcium transporter activity; nucleotide binding. The record is from RefSeq and is a predicted model, not a curated record. Gene Ontology annotation, cellular component: intracellular membrane-bounded organelle. Gene Ontology annotation, biological process: regulation of cytosolic calcium ion concentration. Lineage: Eukaryota; Metazoa; Arthropoda; Insecta; Orthoptera; Acrididae. The transcript has 10 exons.
AUGGAACUAAUUCUUCCAUUGGCUUUAUAUUUGAUUCUGUGUUCAGGCCAUCUGAAUAGGCAAUGUGCCUGUGGAGCUCUAGUCCCUAUAAGCAGUCCAUGCAUCAAAGGGUGCACUAAGUUGGACAGGAUUUUUAAUGAAAAAUCUGAGAAAAGUCCCAACAGAAUAGCUGAGUUAAUCAUAAAAUUCACAGUAUUAGUCUCCUCCAAAAGUCCAUCAAUCUCAUUUCAUCUGCCCAUAAGAUAUGGAUCUCCAAUUCUGUAUGAUGGUGAUCAUACAGAGUGUGCAUUACUACAAUUUGUGCAAGAUCUUGGGAGAAGCUAUGAUGCCAUACGAUAUGCAUACCCAUGUGAUUCAAUUACAAAGACUUAUCAUUUUAACACAGAGCGUAAAUACAUGAUGACUGUGGUUCCUCGUAAAACAGGAGGAUACCGUCUCUUUGUUAAGGGUGCUCCAGAAGUUGUACUGAAAAAGUGCCAGUUCUAUUGUGGCUAUGGUGGAAAAUUGAUUGAGUUUAACAGUGAAUCCAAACAGAAGUAUAUGUCAGAAGUAGUAGAUCCUAUGACAGAAGAAGGUCUACGAGUAAUUGCUAUUGCAUACCGCGAUUUUGUCCAAAAAUAUGCAAAGGUCAAUCAGUCAUUUAUUUUAGAGCAGCCUGACUGGGAUAAGGAAGAAACCAUAUUUUCAAAUCUGACACUUCUUGCAAUGAUGGGCAUUGCUGAUCCAAUGAGGCCUGAGGUCCCUGUUGCAGUUGCUAGAUGCCGAAUGGCUGGAAUAUUUGUUUGUCUUUUGACUGGUGAGAAUCUGAAGACAGCAAAAUUGUUUGCCACUCAAUGUGGCAUCAUAAAGAAGAGAAGUGAUCUAAUAAUGGAGGCCUCUGAGUUUAAUCAGUCUAUCAGGGACAGUUCAGGAGAGGUACGGCAGUCACUGUUGGAUAGCCUGUGGCCAUAUCUCCGUGUCGUUGCCCGAUGUUCAUCCAUGGAUAAAUACCAUAUGGUGCUGGGUAUCACCAAUUCACUGAAUGCUGGUGAAUCCCAGGUUGCUGCUGUUCUUGGUGAUGGGCUUGGUGACAUACCAGCUCUUGAACAAUCUGAUGUAGCAUUUUCAAAGAAAUGUGCACAGUAUUCAUGGCACGUACCAGACACAAUUAAACACUACUUCAUAAAUAGUGUUAAGAAUUUUGUGUGCUUGGAGUACAAUUAUGUCUUCAUUAAUGUGUCUUUGAAGUCUAUUUAG